AUGGCAAAACCUGGAACGAACUUCCGCUGUGAUACCAGUGCCGUCGUACCGGUUCAAGUAUUGGACGGAUUGAAGAGUAUGGCGAUUUCCCCCAACAAAGUCCAGGGCACUCGAGCCUUACUGGAAAAGGACGAAGUGCGAGAGGAGGAGUGUUUCCAUUUGACAUCAUGGACGCUGGAAGAGUAUCAGGAGGCGCUAGCGGACCCAUUGUUUUUCGACCACGUGAGGGCAAAGUUCACCGACGUGGAAGGCGAGGUGACAGUUGCUGAGCGGAACCGAUUGCUAUCCAGCAAGUUCCAUGUCGUUGGCGGGAGCGCGUGCUUGAUGUUUGGUUUCAAAGUUGAAGUUGCAAAGUAUAUACUCAGAGACGCGAUUGAGACCGUGUAUGACAUCGAAAGUCUCAAAAAUGGAGUGAUGGGCGCGCUGCCUUCUUCUCUGCUGAUCGCAUGGUAUCGAACCGGCACCGCCAGUCAUCGUACAGGAACUUAUCGGAACUGGGAUCUACCAGAGAAAUGGCUGUUGAGCUCGUUUGUGGCGAGAGAGCUCGGGCGAAUUCUCGGUCCUGGUAAGCUCCGAUCAAUUGCGCGCUGCAUCGUGGACAACCCCUCGCAUGAUGGACGCAUGUUUGAGCUGCUGGACGGCAAUGCAGCGCUCAAUUAA
Molecule: messenger RNA, 660 nt
Organism: Phytophthora sojae
Lineage: Eukaryota; Oomycota; Peronosporomycetes; Peronosporales; Peronosporaceae
Exons: 1
Coding region: 1-660 (219 amino acids)
Source: RefSeq, a predicted model, not a curated record